AUGGGGUCAUUGCUCGAGCUUUCUGCUCCCUCGGUCUUCGUCGUCUGCUGCUUCCUCCGUCUUCGGUUCAGUGAUACAGAGCUCCAUCUCCCUCUUCACCGCCUCACUCUUCAAGGGUGCAGGGUUUCGCCGUGUACUCCUUCAGGAAAAUCAUCUGACGAGCAAGGCUUUCAACUGAGGUGCGUCAUCCUUCAUUUUUCCGGCUUACAAGCGCGCCCUCAAAAUAUUGUUUGUGCGCGUGCAGGUGUGGUGUUUUUAUGUUGUGGUGGAGUUAUUUCGAAAUUGUCGGGCAAAGAUAAGCGCCGGAAGAAGGAAUAAAAAGAACUUGGAAGGCUUUGUACGCAGCUCUUGCAGCGGCAACUCUAUAUUCCGCUCUCCUCGUCACGCUAGCUAAACAUUAACCGUUCGAGUGCACCGGAGGCUGUGUUUGACUCUUCCUUGGGUGAUGAAGGCAUUGUUCCAGCCAUCUGAUAUAUGCAUACAAUCUGGGCUUAUUCUGCAUGGUAGCUUGAGUGUCGUGGUGGUGGAGUUAAGGUGUGAUAGCCAGAUAAUAGUCUUCGUUUUCAUGUUCCCCCUGGUGGUAUCAGCUAAGUAAGUUGUGCUGGGGGUCUGCGAAUCCUUCAAACCCACAUCAGGAGCGCGUCACCCCCUUGGCGAUGAUUUACUUUUCCGACAGCGCCAAGAUUUGCUCUUCUGAGUGUUUACACGGCAUUGGUCCUUCGACACUGCACACUUCUGUGGCUGAUUUGUAAGCGUACGUACGCAGCUGUGCCCACUCUCAAACUCUUCAAACGUGCUCUCUCUCUUCACUGUUAUGACAGCGCUUCCGGGCUGCUGCAUACCAGAGAGAUUGAAGGCCGUGGCCAACCUCUUUCCAACAAGAUCUACACUUUUUCCCCGUGAAAAGCUUCAGCCUGCGCGGUAAGCUGGGACAGUGAGCUGUCCCUUGUGAUCACUCUUUUCUGUCAAGCUUCAAUCUAUCGACGUUUACCUGUGGAUACUUCGCUCCUAUCCACAUGCACCUGUGCAGUGAGGUCCAGGUCGCGGAAGUACAACGCUAAGCCGUCGAGUCUGUCGGUUCACAUUACUAUUUGAGGUCAGCCAACUUCCUCCCUCGUCUCGUGUUCCGUAGUCCCUGAGUUCCUCUGUUGGAACAAGCCAAACCCCAUUGGAUGUUGUCGAACCUUUUAGGACUGUGCCUGCCUCUCUUCUGUCCUGUCCAUUCUUUUAUAUGACACUUAUUUCUGCACUGUCAACCUCUGAAUUCUUCUCCGAGUUGAUCAGUUUAUGCCGACGCUCAACUACAAUGAUUUCCCUAAUCUGUUGUUUCAAGCAGUCAAUGACAGUGGUCUAGCGUGGCAUGUGAGGUUGUAGAAUUGCCAGCUUUUGUGUGCCCAGGAGUUAGUGGGGUUGUACUUCAUGUCGUAGUCUUCGUUAUAUGAACUUGUAACUUCUGGCUAGGUUUAUGGAGCUCAAAGUAUGUGCAUGAGAGGUCUUGGUUUAGAGAGUAUGAUAAUGAUGAAUAGUAGAAAAUUAUUGUAUGAUUUUUAGUGCAAUUUGUAGGAUUGAAUAUCCUUCUCACAAAUACUUGAAGUAUUUAGAAUUAUGAGUUUUAAUAUAUUAGAAAAGUGGAUUUUGAACAUCAUUGAAUAGGUAUGGUACUUUGACAUAUUUGAGGAUGAAGGUUUGGAUCUAAUCAAAAUAUGCAUUGAUGUAAGAUGUACAAAUCUUGAUUCUUUUGUUUGUCAUGUUUAGGUGUCUUGAUUGUGCAAUUAAAGGAUUAGACUUGAAUAUUUACAAGUGAUCUACUAUGGCCAAUUGUGCAUUUGGUUGUAUGCAAGGACUUACAUCUUCAUCAAGAAAAGAAGACAAGAAGGUGCAAAGUAUUUAUUUGCAAUGUGAAACCUUGAUGAAAAGAAUGGAGGAUUUAUUGACGAUAAAAUACAUGUUGAAUAGAAACCAAUGUACUAAUUUGUACAUGCAACUUGUCCAAGUGAUGAAAGUAUUUGACAAAGUAUUGACUUAUGAAGACAACAUUGGAAAGAUAUGGCUCAUAUUUGUUGAGUUGCAUGUUGUGGUGAAAAAAAGUUUUUUAUUAUUAGAAAAUUGUGGAGAUAAAAAAUGGUGUGAAGCAACUAUCUUUCAAAUGAAGAACAAAGAAAGUUUUAGAGAAAUCCUUUUAGAUUUGGUUCUUUGUUGCAAUGCGGGAAGUAAAGUCAUGACAAUGCACUAUUCUAAAGAAUUUGAAGGCAUUGCACGUAUUAUGUGUAAUUUUAUAUUUGAUAAAGUUGAAGAAGAUGAUGCAAGUCUCUACAAGAGGUUGGUUGAUGGAAGCCAAGAUGAUUGUUUUGAAGAAUGUGGAUUAAUUAAAUAUUUGUUGCAAAGAUGGAAAGACUUGGGUCGCAUUGAAGGUGGAGAUUUGGAUGCUUUGGAGCUUUCAAACAAUAUUGAAAGCUUAAAAAUUGGUGAUUGCAUAGGUGAAGGUGCAAAUGGAGUUGUUUAUAGAUCGAGGUGGUUUGGAAUAUUGAGUGCCACAAAGAAAAUAGUUGGUAUCUUCAAAGAAGAUGUUCCUAUUGAAGUGGGAAUUUUAGCAGCUCUAAGCCAUCCCAACCUUGUGAAGUAUUUUUUUGCUGCAAAAGUGGACACUAACAAAUUUGGUGAGAGGUGCUCUAUGGAGGGGAGAAAUGAAACUUUGUAUUUAGUGACAGAAUUGAUGGACAUGAGUUUGGUUGAUAUGUUGAAAAAAAAAAAAUCAAUGGCAUUUGGAUUUCUCAUUGAUAUUAUGUAUCAAGUUGCAAAAGGAAUGUGUUAUUUGCAUGACAUGCAAAUUGCACAUCGGGAUCUCAAGCCAGACAACAUACUUGUGAACUUUAAAAUGGAGGAAGUCAAGAACAAUGGUGAAGAAUGGGUAUUUGUCAAAAUAAGUGAUUUUGGGACCUCUAAAAGCAAUGUUGGAAGGACUCCAAAAAGUAAAAGUUGUGACUUUAUUUAUGGCACACCAAGGUAUAUGGCUCCAGAAGUAUUUGAGAAUGAAGAUAAGGCAAUGAAAACAUGUGCUUUUGAAGCAGAUGUAUUUUCAUUUGCAAUGACAUGUUCAGAGAUUCUUUCAAGAAAAAAACCAUUUUCUAAUAUUCAUAAACAAAAAGAGUUAUGGAAAAAGAUAAAAGAAGGAGAAAGACCAGAGUUACCUUCAAAUUGUGAUGAGUUGAUUGAGUUGAUUGAAGAAUGUUGGAGUUUGAAUCCUUCACAACGUCCAAAGUUUGGAGAUAUUUGUGAAAGACUUGCAAGUUUGAAGACAAAGUUUUUGAUUGGAUUUUAUAAAGAUAAUGGUCCUUUAUUUAGUGGUUCAAAGAGGAAAUAUGACCAAAUUAUGAGAAAGAAAGAAACACGUAGUGAUGAUGAAAUGGUUUGUUUGCAAGAAGAUCAGCUACUAGGCAGACAAGAAUACUCAAACAAGUUGUUAGAGCUAUGCAAAAAUGGUGUGAAAGCAAUAUGUCUUAUUGGCAUGGGUGGAAUAGGCAAGACAACAAUGGCAAAGUUUAUGUAUAAUGAUGUGAAGGGUAUGUAUGAUGCCUCAUGCUUUGUUGAAAACAUGCAACGUAGUGAGAAUAGCUACACCAUUUGUUGCUACAUUUUGAAAGAACUCAAGGUUAAUCAAAUACCAGAGACUUUAGAAGAUGCUCAAGUGUUAUUGAAAUCACACUUGAGGUCAAAGAAAACCAUCUUGGUGUUUGAUGAUGUGAAAGAGCAAAGUAAAAUUAGAGACAUUGUGCCUAUGGAUGAGUUUUGUACAAGUAAUGGAAGCACUUUGAUUGUAACUACACGAAGUUGGAAUUGCAUGAAAGAUUGUUCUAUAAAGACUCAUAGAGUGGAUAUUGCAGAACUUGAAGAAGGUGCAAGUUUAGAGUUAUUUAUUAGUUAUUCUCAUGGAAAGCAAGUUGAAUUGCCAAGAGAACUUGAUGAUGUAGGUAAAAAGAUUGUAAAAGCUUGUAAUGGCCUACCUUUGAGUUUGAAAGUUAUGGGAGCAUUUUUGAGAGGACAAAAGAGAGUACGAUGUUGGGAGCGAGCUUUACAAAGGUUAAAAAGAGCAAGAAAUGUGGAUGGAGAUGAAGAAAAUAGUGACCAUAAGAUUUGGACAAUAUUGAGGAUAAGCUUUGACCAAUUAAAAGUUAAAGAAAAAGACAUAUUUUUAGACAUUUGUUGUUUCUUUACUAGUGAUGUAUAUCCACAUGGGAUGUCAAAAGAAAGAGCAUUGCGAAUAUGGACAAAUAAUGAGAAAUUGGGUUUGGAGCAAGAUGUGGAGGAUACAUUGGACACAUUGAUUAAUCAUUCUUUGGUGAAAAUAGAUGAAAAUAGAAUCAUAAGAAUGCAUGAUCAUUUACGAGACAUGGGUCGAAUGAUUGUUGAAACAAACAAUGCAUAUAAAGACACAAGAAUAUGGAAAAUGAGCAUGGUACAAACAAAUGGAUUCUCAACAAAGUUGGAAGGUUUAUGUUACAGCAAAAAAGAGAAUAUCAUGCAAAGUAACAUUGGAGAUGUGAAUUAUUCUUCAUUAAGACUAUUGAGCUAUACAAUUAAGGAAUAUAAAUUGAAAGAUUUUAUAUCGGUAUGGAAUACAUUAAUUAUAUUAUUGAAGCAAUCAUGUAAACUAAAAUCACUUAUGCUAUGUAUAGACUUUCCAAGAGCUAUGUCUAAUGACAUAGUGGGCAAUUUAUACUAUCAAAUCUUUGACAAAGAAGCUUUGGAAAAGUUGCAAAAUCUAACUGUUUUACAAUUAAAGAAUUGUAAGUUCAUAGAAACAUUUCCAAACUCAAUCUUUUUACCAAAUAUAUUAUUGGAACUUGAUUUAGAAGGUUGCUCGAAUUUAGAAACAUUACCAAAAAGUAUGCAUAACUUAACAUUAUUAAGGGUCUUGAACUUAAAAAGCUGUACAAAGUUAAAGACACUACCAAUCUCAAUAGGAAACUUGAUUUCUAUGCAAUGGUUAAGUAUUAAAGGAUGUGAUAGGUUGACAUCAUUGCCAAAGGAGUUGAACAACCUUAAAUCUUUGACAACAUUUGAUAUAAGUGGAUGCAUGAACUUGACAUCAUUGCCAAAGGAGUUGGGCAACCUUACAACUUUGACAUCAUUAUAUAUGAGUGGAUGUGCGAACUUGACAUCAUUGCCAAAGGAGUUGGGCAACCUUACAUCUUUGACAACAUUUGAUAUAGAAAGGUGUGAGAACUUGACAUCAUUGCCAAAGGAGUUGGGCAACCUUACAUCUUUGACAAAAUUUAAUAUGAGUCGUUGCAAGAACUUGACAUCAUUGCCAAAGGAGUUGGGCAACCUUACAACUUUGACAGUAUUAUAUAUGAGUGGGUGUGAGAACUUGACAUCAUUGCCAAAGGAGUUGGGCAACCUUACAACUUUGACAUCAUUAUAUAUAAGUGGGUGUGAGAACAUGACAUCAUUGCCAAAGGAGUUGGGCAACCUUACAUCUUUGACAACAUUUUAUAUGAAUCGUUGCAAGAACUUGACAUCAUUGCCAAAGGAGUUGGUCAACCUUACAUCUUUGACAUCAUUUCAUAUAAGUGGGUGUGAGAACUUGACAUCAUUGCCAAAGGAAUUAGGCAACCUUACAUCUUUGACAACAUUUGAUAUAGAAAGGUGUGAGAACUUGACAUCAUUACCAAAGGAGUUGGGCAACCUUACAUCUUUGACAAUAUUUAAUAUGAGUCGUUGCAAGAACUUAACAUCAUUGCCAGAGGAGUUGGGCAACCUUACAUCUUUGACAAAAUUUUAUAUUGAAAGGUGUGAGAACUUGACAUCAUUGCCAAAGGAGUUGGACAACAUUACAUCUUUGACAUUAUUAUGUAUGAGUGGGUGUGCGAACUUGACAUCAUUGCCAAAGGAGUUGGGCAACCUUACAUCUUUGAUAUCAUUAUAUAUGAGUGGGUGUGCGAACUUGACAUCAUUGCCAAAGGAGUUGGGCAACCUUACAUCUUUGAAAAUAUUUGAUAUGAGCUGGUGUGAGAACUUGACAUCAUUGCCAAAGGAGUUGGGCAACCUUACAUCUUUGACAUCAUUAUAUAUGAGUAGGUGUGCGAACUUGACAUCAUUGCCAAAGGAGUUGGGCAACCUUACAUCUUUGACAUCAUUUCAUAUAAGUGGGUGUGAGAACUUGACAUCAUUGCCAAAGGAGUUGGGCAACCUUACAUCUUUGACAUCAUUUAAUAUAAGUGGGUAUGAGAACUUGACAUCAUUGCCAAAGGAGUUGGACAACCUAACAUCUUUGACAUCAUUUUAUAUAGAAAGGUGUGAGAACUUGACAUCAUUGCCAAAGGUGUUGGGCAACCUUACAUCUUUGACAUCAUUUUAUAUAGAAAGGUGUGAGAACUUGACAUCAUUGCCAAAGGAGUUGGGCAACUUUACAUCUUUGACAACAUUUGAUAUGAUUCGUUGUAAGAACUUGACAUCAUUGCCAAAGGAGUUGGGCAACCUUACAUCUUUGACAAUAUUUGAUAUGAGUUGUUGCAAGAAUUUGACAUCAUUGCCAAAGGAUUCGCUAAUUUUAUUUCUGUGAUAAUCUAAGCUAUAAGUUAGUAGUAUAUCCUAACAUCCUUAUUAUAGGAGUUGGAUAAUCUUAUAUCUUUGAUAAUAUUUGAUUUAAGUUUGUAUUUUACAUUGACAUCAUUGGAAGUAGCAUAAAUAAUGUAAGGUAGCAUUUCUUUUGCAAUAUGCAUGAAAAUUUUGCACCUGCCAA
Physcomitrium patens is the source of this 6742-nucleotide messenger RNA. Lineage: Eukaryota; Viridiplantae; Streptophyta; Bryopsida; Funariales; Funariaceae. The record is from RefSeq and is a predicted model, not a curated record.